Molecule: messenger RNA, 490 nt
Organism: Labeo rohita (rohu)
Lineage: Eukaryota; Metazoa; Chordata; Actinopteri; Cypriniformes; Cyprinidae
Product: ribonuclease inhibitor-like
Exons: 2
Coding region: 164-490 (108 amino acids)
Source: RefSeq, a predicted model, not a curated record
CUUUUCUCUUUUUGUCUUCAGUCUGUGUAGAUGCAGAAUUACAGAGAAACAGUGUCUCAUCCUGACUUCAGCUCUGAAAUCAAACCCAUCACACCUGAGAGAACUGAACCUGAGCUGGAAUAAACUAGGAGACUCUGGAGUGAAAAACCUCAGUGAUCUACUGAUGAACACACAAUUCAAGCUGGAGAAACUAGAUCUGUAUGGAUACAGUAUUACAGAGAAACAGUGUCUCAUCCUGACUUCAGCUCUGAAAUCAAACCCAUCACACCUGAGAGAACUGAACCUGAGUGUGAAUAAUCUAGGAGACUCUGGAGUGAAAAACCUCAGUGAUCUACUGAUGAACACACAAUUCAAGCUGGAGAAACUAGAGUUAGUAUCAUUAUACUGUACAGCAGUGACAGUGAGAUUAAAGUUCACUGUUUACUUUCAUAAAGUCACCAUGAAAUUAAAGUUGACAGUUAUUAUUUUCAUGGAAUAUUGCAUUGAUUAA